UUUCACUAAUCCUAGAUGCCGAUAAAUCAGGGGAUGAGGAGCACCAACAACUGUGAUUUCUAUGCAUCCCUGGAUGGUGGUUUAAAAGCUGUGACUUAUAUGCAGAGGCAUUUCCAAGCAUUUGAUUCUGAUGUUAUCGUCUCCGGUUUACAAAAAUGUGGCACUACUUGGCUCAAGGCCUUGACUUUCUCCACCUUGUACCGCAACCAGUUUGCAAAGGAUGAACAUCCAUUGCUCUCCUUUAAUCCUCACCCACUUUUUCGUUCCCUUGAGAGUUAUUUCUACUUGAAAAACCCUUGUCCCAAUCUGGAAAAUAUUAGUGUUUACAAGCCAAGGGCUUUUUCCACCCACCUCCCUUGUGCUUCCUUGCUCGCUUCCAUCAAAGAUUCCAACUGUAAGAUUGUUUUCGUGUGCAGAAACCCGAUGGAUAUGUUCAUUUCUCUUUGGUUUUUCCUUGACAAGGUUAGAGACAAAAGCAAAGAGUUAUUACCACUAGACGAAGCUUUCGACAAGUUCUUCCGUGGAAUCUUUCCGUUUGGACCGUUUUUCGAUCACGUAUUGGGUUAUUUGAAGAUCUUAAGGAAGACAUCGUUUCUCAGCUGAACCACUUGGACGUGUUCUUAGGAGUUCUAUUCACGGAGGAGGAAGAGAAUGAGGGAGUUGUUGAAGAAAUAGCCAAGAUUUGUAGCUUUGAUAACUUGAAAGAGCUGGAAGUGAACAAGAAGGGUAUAAACGAGUCUUUUGGGAUUCCAUACAAAGCAUAUUUCAGGAAAGGAG
Messenger RNA from Hibiscus syriacus, 777 nucleotides. RefSeq names its product cytosolic sulfotransferase 14-like. Gene Ontology annotation, molecular function: sulfotransferase activity. The record is from RefSeq and is a predicted model, not a curated record. The coding region runs from base 16 to 603 and encodes 195 amino acids. Gene Ontology annotation, biological process: sulfation. The transcript is spliced from 2 exons. NCBI's taxonomy places the organism in Eukaryota, Viridiplantae, Streptophyta, Magnoliopsida, Malvales, Malvaceae. Gene Ontology annotation, cellular component: cytoplasm.